GUGCUGAUAGAAUCGGCUCAGAUGGGAUCGGACUGUAUUAUCCUUUUAAAGCUCAUAUGCUAUAGCGCCUUGUUACGCGGACAGGACGCGCUAGAGUUUGGACUGGUAGCGGAGAAAAGACGUGGAUGUAACCGCGGCCUACUGUAUUCAGAAGAACUCAUUUAAGUAUUUGUGAACAUGGCAGAUGAUCCUCAGAGGAACUUCAGAUCAGCAUAUUACGAGAAGGUUGGCUUCAGGGGUGUGGAAGAAAAGAAGUCACUUGAAAUUCUCCUAAAGGAUAAUCCUCUUGAUGUAGAGAAGUUAAGUACGUUCAGUCAGCGAUUUCCGUUACCCUCCAUGUACAGGAUCCAUGUAUGGAAAGUUCUACUUGGUAUCCUGCCUCCACACAGCGAUUCUCAUAUGCUGGUAGCAAGAUACAGACAAGAGCAGUAUGAGGAUGUGAAAGAAGCUCUUCUGACCAUGCGCUUUGUGCACACAGCUACACCACACACUGAACUCUACCUCCGCAUGUACCAGCUGGAGAAUCAGCAGUUGCCGUGCCGAUCAGCGCUCACACAUCCUGGUGAAGAAGAUAAAGAUUUUUUGGCUAUUGCCAGGGUGAUGGUGGAGAUUGUAGAUGAUCCAGUGGACUGCUACUGGCUCAUAAAGUGCUUUGUCAACCAGUUUAACCAGAAGUUUGGUGACUCUAUACCUCACUUGCCCAAGAGUUUGGAGCAUUUUCUUUCCCAGGAGGACAGUCGUCUUCUGACCCAUCUGAAGGGAACAGGCAGUCUGGCUGUACUGCCCUACUCGCUCUGGUUCAGACGCUGUUUUGCCAGCUGCUUGCCAGAGUCCAGUCUACAGAGAGUUUGGGACAAAGUGAUCAGCGGCUCCUGUAAAAUCCUAGUUUUUGUUGCUUUGGAGGUUCUGCUGAGCUACAAGAUCAAGUUAAUGGGAAUGAGUCGACCAGAAGCUGUGGUUAAUUUCCUCAGCAAUAUGCCGCAGGAGAACACAGAUGCCAUAGUGACCAAAGCCAUUGAUCUGUGGCACAAAUACUGUGGAACUCCCAUGCACUCUGUUUAACGCCUACUCAGUUGGAUUAACACCCAUGAACAUGUCUUUUCUGAGGAUUGUGUGGUGUUGGUAACUUUCAGACUGUCUUGAUAUGGGACAAGCAGGGAAUUCUAUAACACAAACAGCGACUAUGGUCCUGUCUGGUGAUAUGACUCCGACUGUGGUCCUGUCUGGUGAUAUGACCCCAACUGUGGUCCUGUCUGGUGAUAUGACCAAACAACAAGAAACAGAUGAGAUGCCAAGUUCAGAUUAAAGCUCCCUUAACUUCAUCUUUUACUUUAAAGGUCUCUUUUUAAUAAAUGUUCUUUACAUGAGAAACUGCAUACAUUGUCCAGAGAACAAAGGAAGGUCAGAAGACAUGCACCUCCUCCUUUCAUUGAAUCUCUCAGCCAAUAGCAGCAGAGGAGAAGAGCAUUACAUUAAGACUUGGAAACAAAAUACAUCCGUCAAAACACGUCGUACACAUGGACUCACACAUUCUCCAGUGCUGUGCUUAUCGUCUUCAGUUUGUCAAUUAAAAUAUUGAACAUGUUUAAAGAUUUGAGAUGCACCUUGUGUAUCUGUAAUAUUGUGAAAAACAUGAACAUUAAAAAUGAUUCUGUUUGA
Molecule: messenger RNA, 1659 nt
Organism: Trichomycterus rosablanca
Lineage: Eukaryota; Metazoa; Chordata; Actinopteri; Siluriformes; Trichomycteridae
Gene: tbc1d7
Product: TBC1 domain family, member 7
Exons: 9
Coding region: 178-1062 (294 amino acids)
Biological process (GO): negative regulation of TOR signaling; activation of GTPase activity
Molecular function (GO): GTPase activator activity
Source: RefSeq, a predicted model, not a curated record